This is a messenger RNA of Cercocebus atys (sooty mangabey), 4840 nucleotides long. RefSeq lists its product as uncharacterized. The record is from RefSeq and is a predicted model, not a curated record. The coding region runs from base 3510 to 4646 and encodes 378 amino acids. The transcript has 2 exons. NCBI's taxonomy places the organism in Eukaryota, Metazoa, Chordata, Mammalia, Primates, Cercopithecidae.
GGACUCCCCACCAGGGUUGGUGCCAGGAGAGAGCAAGGGUACUGUCACAGGAGACCAGGAGCGCCCAUCCAGGUUUACCUGCUGCAGCCUCAGAGGCUUGGGCAGGAGGGAGGAGGGCAGUCACCUUGAGGGAUGGCUUUGGGCAACUCCCCUGCCAAGCCCCCAAGGACACAAUAGGCUCAGGAGUCCACCCCUUGGUUUUCUCCCUCCCUCCGGAGUGGGAGCUGAUCCCACAAGGGUCUAGGGGCACCAGCAGGGGCUCGUGAAGGCUCAGAUUCCCUAUCAUUGUUUCUACAAAUGCAUUCUCCCCAAGCAGGCCUCCUCACCCCUCCUGCCUCUCACCCUGUGCCCUGGGAGGGGAGUCACUUUGUGAACCCCCAUGGCCCUACGGGCCGCGCUUGCUCAGCCAGAUAGCCUCCCCCUUCUCUGCUGGCAGGUGUGGACAGAUGGACAAAUGGAUGGGCAGCAGGAGCGGGUAGAGCCAGAGCGGGGACCCACUGCCCAGGCCAGUGACUCAGACUGGGAGGAAUGGAAGCGGCUGCCCAGGAGGGGUGGGGGCCUGGGCAGGCCACCCGGCCAAGCCACCGGAGCCUCAGCCUGCGGAGUGGAAAGAAUAACAGAGGGCAGGCAGGCGCUGAGGCAGCCGUCCGCACAGGGGUGACGCCAAGGUGUGUACUUUAUAUUCAGGCAAGGGGGGUAAGAGAGGACGUCAUCUUCCCAGCUGCCUGGCUGCCUCAGCUUCACCCUGGCCCAGUGGAAAUGCCAGGCAGCUUCACCCAGAACUGGAAAUGUCCAAUCCGGGUCUGUGGGGCUGGGCACACUCAGCCCCUCUGGUUACAGGGAGGCUGGCCCAGACCCCCAACAGGCUCCAAUGGUUAGAGCAGAGCGCCUGCCCCUGAUUUGACUCCAGCUGUGAUCAUCUCACCUGGAGACGUGCUCCCCACUGCCCUAACUCUUCCACACAUACCUACAGCACAAGGGGGGCAAGGUGGGGAGGGGAGAGCAGCACUUGGCAGACACCUGCCAAGCCACAGAAUCUGAGAUUUGCCCGGCCGCUCUUACCUCUCCCGCUUCCAACCGCCACCAACCCCACCUUAGAAAGCCGUGGAUGGGGAGGGGCCUCCCAAGGUCACAGUCCAGAGUGUGGCUGGCCACACCCACCAGAGGCCCUGAACUCCCUGCCUCCCACCACUCCAGACUCCUCUGCCAGCCCUGGUGGGCUCUGAAUUUAUCCAAGGGUCCUGAAGGGGACUGUCCUCUACAGUGAAGUCCACUCUCAGGGUGAGGCCAGCUGUCCCUGCCACUUUGGUGUGAUCCUGGCAUGUCUCAGGGCCCCGCAGUUGCUUCCUUUUAGGCUUAGGGAACCCAGGACAGAUACAGCAGCCAGCCUGGGGGGCCCAGGGCCAGGGCAGACCCCACCAAACCUUCCCACUCCCUGCCAAGGCCACCUUCAUCUUCCAAGGCUGGGAGAGUGAGCAAACACAUCAGUACCACAACCUUGGACCCCUCCCUGCCUUGGGAGAAGGACACAGAAAGAAGGGACAGAGGGAAGGGCUGGCCCCCGCAUCCAGGCCGCCCACCCACCUGCUGCCUGGCACAAGGGCAUGCAGAGGGAGUUUCCCACUCCCAGGCGUCCUGGCAGCUGACUGUGGGCUCCCUCCCCCACUGACCUUCAGAUAGAUCCGCUGCUGCUACCCGCCCCCUCAGCAGCCCCUGUGCCCACCCACUGGUGCUACAGUAACUUUUGGGCGAAGGACUUGUGUUGACAGAACAAAGGCGUUGUGCCUAUGCCAAGGGGCUGGGGCAGAGCUCCCAGCAGCAGAGCUGUCUGGCUGUGCCACUGGCCUUCCAUCCAACACAGGUUGGACCUUCUGCCCUGAGCUGAGCCUGGUGGACAUGACUGUGUGGCCAGAGGUUGUGCCUUGGUCCAAAGGCCUCCUAGAGCCAGGUGUGGGCUAGCCUUCCCUGGGACCCCAUAACCAUGGGUCCUCCUGGCACCAUCCUCCUGCUGAGGCACCUCCUGGCCUCUCCUUCCCAACACAGACCCCAGGAGCACAAGGUUUCCAAGAUGGGGCCAAAGUCAGGGAUGGUGGAUGGACAGGCAGGGUUUCUUGACUUCUACUUCCAAAGCCUAAUCCCCCACCUAGGCUUCAGGCCCAGAAGGCCCUGUAGGCAGGGAUCUGGGUAGAAGGGGCAAGACUACCACUCCUGAGGUCUCCCCAGUUCAGAGGCUCCAAGGCUAAGUCCCUCCCCUGAAAUACUCUCCAAGUUCCCUGAGGGUAUCUCCAGGCCACUGUCUGGGGUGUUCUGAAGCUGCUGGCCUCUUGGUGCGUAGAGGUCCAGUCCUAGCUCCAAAGAAGAAGAGGAGAGGCCCAAUCCUGGUGGGUAGGACUGGGCAUAGGAAGCUUCUAGAACGAUUCCCUAGCUCCUUCUCCAUGUUUUGGACAACUGUCUCACCCCCACCUUCCUAACCAGACUCCAUCUGCCCUUCUACGGCAAUACUCCAGCCUCUCUACACAUGAAGAGGGAUGGGGUCCCUCCCCCAUCCAUCAGAUACACCCCAGGCCCUGGGCAGGGGAAGGGUAACCCAGGAGGAGGGAGGGAGUCUGAGGCCCUGGCUGCAAGGACACAGGCCUGGCUUCCAGAGAUGAUUCUGUUAGACUGGGCAAGACUUUCUGGACUUUUUCCCUGGCAACCCCACCCCUGCUGGCCCAAGACCACCAGGGCAGCCAGGGCAAACACCUGGAGCGCAGUGAUGGCAGUGAGAAGCCCCCUCCAACACAUCUGGUCAGACCUCCCAGAGGCAGGGUGGGCCACCAGCCCCAAUGGAAACAGUGACGCUCCAGUUCCCCACCAGCCGGGCCCCAGCACACCUGGGCCCCACUUCCCGCUCCUACCUCCUAACCAGGCCAGUCCUGGCCCAGCAGCCCACACUGUAGCCAGGCCCCUAACUGCAGCAUGGACCAGAUAAAGAGGUGUGUGUGGCACACAGCAGCCCCUACCUUGGCCACACUCAGUCCACCAGGCCUUGGGUUCAGCAGAUGAGCAGUUCUCUCCAGGACCAACAUGUAUAUUUAGAAACAGUGGCCCUGAGUGUCCUCCUGGCUUCCAGCUAGAUUCUACCUACCCAGCCCCAGGACUUCCGUGGAGUUUAGUAAACUUAAAUCAUCAGUUAGGGAGAUUUGGGGGGAAGAAUCCUUUCAUCUGGCUGACUACCCAUUUCUCAUUCGACCCUCCCUGCCAACAUGCCUCACAUGGCAAGCAUAAAACUGCUACACACAAAGAGGGGGCCCUGCAUUUGGCUCUCAGGCCCCUGGCAGGAUGAACCAGCUUCUGGUGACUCCCCACUCACCCCCAGGGAGCUAAAGGACUGGCUGUUCUGAAUAGGGAACCAUCACACCUCAGCCAAGGCUCUCAGUUUCUGCCCUGACCCCAGUCCCAGCCCUCCUCCUCCCUUCCCCCAUAUUCCUGGUCAUCUGCGCCCUCCCUUCCUUCUCCCUCCCCUCUAAAUGGACAAUGUAGGCCAAAAAACCUUGGGGCUUUCCAGGCAAGCCCUUCCCAGCCAACACCUGGAGGCCCGAGGCCAAGUCAGGCCCAGGGUGGGUGGAACCCCAAGACAACGCCCUCACCCCAAACCCCUCUGCACCCCACACUCUGGUCCUGGCCACACCUCCUUCCUCACUGUCCACCCCAGCUUCCAGCAGCCCCAGGCAGGCCGGACAGAGGAGGACUCUUCUCCCGGGCCCAGAGACUAUUCCCGUGGACGCUGCAGUCUGGUGUUAAGAAUUACCCUUCACAGGCUGUUCAGAGAACGUCAAGUGCUACAGGAUGCGUCUGCAAGUAGAGCGCUCCCCAUCUUCGCCAAGACCACAGCAUAUGCGGCCCCUGACGGAGGGAGUCCGCCUCCCCACCUCCCGGGUCUGCCACCGCUCCCGGACGGGAAGCUGCCUCUCCCUUUCCUUAGCUUUCAAACCUGGGUGAGUCCUCUGACCCAAUGGAAAAAAAAGGAGUCGGGGAGGUCGCGCGGCCCCCCUCCUGGCGGCUUCGGGCCCGCCCGCCGGCUCGGCUUUCGGGUUACUGCAGUUCAAACAGCACGUGCUGCCCGCGCUGGUAGCCGAGCGCAGCCGGGAGGGGCGGAGGCCUGCCCCGUGCGCGCCUCCUCCGCGCCUCCUCCAGUCGCUCGGGAAAUCCAAGGGAUAAACACCCACUUUCCCUUCCUCUUUCGGGGGGGUGGGUGCGCUUUGAUCCCCGCUCGUGCCUCGCCUGCUCUCCCCCCGCCCGCCCUGCCCCCAUGGCCCAGGCCCGUGCGCUCCGCGGCCCAAGGCUCGCCGCACCUUUCUCUGACCAGGCCCAGCCACCGCAGCCCACAAGCUGUCCCCAACCUCCACGAGCAGCCGCCUGCCCGCGCCUCCCUUCAGGCAGCCUGUGGUGGGAAGGGCAGCUUUGAUUUUAGAAUGAUCGCUCUCCAGUCCUCGGAAUUCCCUGGGAAACGUGGCGAAAAGGCGAACGCCGGCCAACUGUCCCGCCUCCUUCCUUUUCCAGCUCGGUGGAGCAAGGCAAGGACAGGCUUUGGACACCCCAGAUCCCGCAUGCUCAAGCUCUUCCAAGCCACCGUUGGUGGUGCCCACGGCAGUCGGCCAGCAUGAUAAGGGACCAAGAGGAGGGAGGCCGGAGCAGGCCCUGGAUCCGGACUCGAGGCCUUGUCGGCGGGGAACUGAGGUGUCUUCAAGCAUGGUGUGCAAAGGGGGGCACAGAUUCGGUAGGGGAACAUUCCCCAGGCUCCAGGAACUCCUUGCCCCGAGGUGAGGGGAGGGAGUGCACGGAAGAAAGAGGACAGAGU